Crotalus tigris (Tiger rattlesnake) is the source of this 6227-nucleotide messenger RNA. RefSeq names its product ribosomal protein S6 kinase C1 (gene RPS6KC1). Gene Ontology annotation, biological process: protein phosphorylation. The record is from RefSeq and is a predicted model, not a curated record. The coding region runs from base 652 to 3870 and encodes 1072 amino acids. Gene Ontology annotation, cellular component: early endosome. The transcript has 18 exons. Gene Ontology annotation, molecular function: phosphatidylinositol binding; ATP binding; protein kinase activity. NCBI's taxonomy places the organism in Eukaryota, Metazoa, Chordata, Lepidosauria, Squamata, Viperidae.
UAUUUUUUGUAUUACUUUAUUUCAAGAGUUUUGUAUAAAAGUGCAACUUCCUUACACAUGCCAUUGAAACAAGUACCCAAUUUUGCAUAAUCAAUUAAACUGCAAUAAUAUUUUUUUGGUUCAAUCUGCAUAUCUGUCUGGAAGUUGCUAGGUGGAUUUAAGAAAAAACCUCUCUCUCUUACACACACAUAGACAUAACAUGGACUAGGAUGAAAACAAAUCUUAAUGAGUCUAAACCCCACUGAAUUCCACUCUUGAAUUCCCUACCAGAAUGGUGGGUGAUGCCAGACAAAAUCGAGCGGUUUUUCAUUUUUUUCGAUACCAAAAAAGCUCCAGAGUUGUUUUAUGCUCCAACAUUUAUUGCUCGUUUUUAACAUCGUAGCGAGGGUCCUUCCGGUCUUUUUUCUCGUCUCCAGCUCUUAAGGGCAGGCGGGGAGAUGGAUCGACCUGCUAGAAGGAAAAUGUACCGACCUUCGCGGCUGGCCGAAUUACUACGAAGGAAACGGUACCGCCGCAGUACUUCCGCAGCCGCUCCUGCCUCGAAUCCGGGCCUGACCCGGGAGUGAAUCGAUUGAGUGACAGCUCUGGGAGGGGAAGCGGUGGCCUCGGCAGCUCCGGCGGGCCACUGCACCAGCAGCCGCGGCGGCAAGGAUGAUCUCCCCGCGGAAUCGAGGCGGGGAGGUGGCCCGAUUCUACACGGUCACCGAGCCCAAGCGCCAUCCUCGGGGAUACACGGUAUAUAAGGUCACCGCGAGGAUUGUUUCACGAAAAAAUCCAGAAGAUGUCCAAGAGAUAGUCGUUUGGAAGAGAUACAGUGACUUUAAGAAAUUGCACAAAGAACUCUGGCAGAUUCAUAAGCACUUAUUCAGGCAUACAGAAUUGUUUCCUCCUUUUGCUAAAGCAAUAGUAUUUGGGCGAUUUGAAGAAGGUGUGAUUGAAGAGAGAAGACAGUGCGCAGAAGAUUUGCUUCAGUUUUCUGCCAACAUCCCCAUGCUCUAUAAUAGCAAGCAGCUUGAAGAUUUCUUUAAGGAUGGAGAGGUGCAUGAUGGAUCUGAAUUGAUUGGUCCUGCAGAACCUCUGGUGGACUCUCUGAUAGACAGCUUAUCUACCUGCAGUUUUGAAGUUCGGAAGGAUAUUGGUGUCCUUGAUGAAGUGACACUUAGCCAGACAGAAUAUGGAGGUUUAUCCAGCGACAGUGAUUUGAUUUCCUUGACCAUUGAUGCAGAUUCUCUUGUUGAGUUAGAUGAUGGAAUGGCAUCUAACCAGGAUUCCCCCAGCACAUUGCUUGGUCUCAGCUUUGCUGCUGAACAUCCAGUAUUGUCAUCUGCCAUUUUAGAUCAGGAAUGGAUCAAAUCUGAGAAUGAGAGGGAGAGCCGGGGUUUAUUCACUGGGAGCUUGAAGGCCAAGCUUGGCAGAAGAGAUUACUUGGACAAAGCUGGAGAACUGAUAAAGCUGGCCUUGAAGAAGGAGGAAGAGGAAGAUUAUGAAGCUGCAUUUGGCUUUUACAGAAAAGGAGUUGAUCUGCUUUUAGAAGGAGUUCAAGGAGAAUCAAGUCCAACUCGUCGUGAAGCAGUGAAGAGGAAGACUUCAGAAUAUCUGAUGAGAGCAGAAAAAAUUUCCAGUCUUUACUGUAGACCCUCAUCAGAAGAUGCCUCAGUACUUGGCCCUCCAGGAUCACUCAGUUCAAGGCCCUCUUGGAACCUAAGGAGCCCUGCCGAGGAACUGAAGGCCUUUCGAGUCCUUGGGGUGAUUGACAAGGUUUUGCUUGUAAUGGAUACUAGGACACAACAGACAUAUAUACUGAAGGGUCUAAGAAAAAGUAGCGAAUGCAGCAGGGAGAGAAAGACCAUCAUCCCCCGCAGUGUGCCCAACAUGGUGGCUUUGCACAAGUACAUCAUCUCAGAGGAAUCGGUCUUCCUUGUGCUGCAUCACGCAGAAGGAGGCAAACUUUGGUCUUACAUUAGUAAAUUCUUGAAUAGGAGCCCUGAAGAAAGCUUUGAAGCCCCUAAAUCCAGAAAAUCCAGCUGUACCAAAAUACAUUUGCAUCAGGCAAGUCCUAGUCCUCAGGAUAUCAGCAGUAGCCUUGGCUCCAGAAGAAGUAACGGGGACAAUGUAUUAAAGGUUUUACCAUUGCAGGACAGUUUCACUCCAAGUUUUCAAGAUGGUAGUAGUAACCAAGAAGAAGAUCAGGAAAGUUCUCUUAAAUGGAUUGACUCCGGAUCUAGUUCAGAAGAGGAAUGUACCACAAGUUAUCUAACAUUAUGCAAUGAAUACAGUCAAGAAAAAAUUGACUCUGGUUCAUUAAAUGAGGAAUCUGUCCUGAAACCAGAUGAUAAUGUUCUCAUUACCAAUGAGCAAAGAGUCCUCAAAGUGCAAGAUGAAGCUGCCUCUGGGAACUUGGAAUCUACAGUCACAUGUCAGGAAAUAAAAGAGUUUGCUGAUGAUGUGGAUCCAGAAGCUGCCAAUCCUACUAUGAUAUCAGAAUCACUAAAUAAAUCCAAGAACAGCCCCAUGGAAUUUUUCAGAAUUGAUAGCAAAGAUAGCACCAGUGACCUUCUGGGACUUGAUUUUGGAGACAAACUUCAUAAUUUAAAAUCAGAAUCUUUCAAACCGUUUUUUCCUACAUUAAAUCAGGAUAAGAGCCUUGAAGCCAUUGAAAACAGGUUAGGAUUUGCAUCUCAGGACACUAUCAGCAGGGGUUCUAAUGACUCUGUGCCUGUGAUAUCAUUUAAAGAUGUAGCCUUUGAUGAGGUCGGUAGUAUUGAUGAAGGAAGACCUGACCUUUUGGUCAACUUGCCAGGCAUUAUGGAGCAAAUGAAAGAGGCUUCAGUGGAUAGACCAACAAAACUGAUGGAACAGAAUGGAGACAUCUUGGAAAGCAAACUUUUGGAAGCUCCCGAUGUCUUGCAAUUGAAUAACAGUGCGGAACAAAGCAGAGUGCUUGAGCAAAAGGUAGAGCAUCUGAGGGAAGGAAAAUCACAAGGACUAUGCAAAGACAAUCAGGAAGCAGUUAGGGCAUCCCAUACAGCUGAUACUGACUCAGUUGGUUUUGGGAACAGGAUGGCCUUUCAAGGACUUGGAGAAGCAUCAUCAUCAUUAGAUAUUUUCAGCAUAAAGGACAAUGUUAUGGUUGCCAGUGCACAUGUAGAUGUCACAGAAGACAGCUUAGAUGUGGACAGUGAAGCUGUGUUGCUGUUUUCUGAUCAUACUGAAGAAAACUGUCAAGAGGGAACAGUUCUCUCUUUGUCCCACAAAGCAGAAAGCAAAGAGUUGGGUGUGAGGAGCAGAGGAGAGAAUGAAAUACAUCAUUUUUUUCAGGACUUGGAUGAGAGAUUAGCACUAACCUCCAGAUUUUACCUCCCUGAAGGCUGUGUUCAAAGAUGGGCAGCUGAAAUGGUUGUAGCCCUUGAUGCCUUGCAUCGAGAAGGAAUUGUGUGCCGCGAUUUGAACCCAAACAACAUCUUAUUGAAUGAUCGAGGACACAUUCAGCUAACGUAUUUUAGCAGGUGGAGUGAGGUUGAAGAUUCCUGUGACAACGAUGCCAUAGAGAGAAUGUACUGUGCUCCAGAAGUUGGUGUUGUUUUUGAAGAAACAGAGGCCUGCGACUGGUGGAGUUUGGGUGUCCUUCUCUUUGAACUUCUUACUGGAAUGAGUCUCUUGGAGUGCCACCCAGCAGGAAUAAAUACUCAUACCUGUUUAAACUUGCCAGAUCACAUUUCAGAAGAAGCCAGAUCACUCCUUCAACAGGUUCAAGGUUACCCAUGUCCAAAAGGAAGUGUUUCAUCUCUGGGCUGCAUGUGGCUGACUUUACAGUUGAAGAGUCUGCUCCAUUGGCUAGUUGAUAAAUAUAAGAGUCAGCAUAAAAGAUAAUACCUCUGAAAAUGACCACAGGGUGUUUUAAUACAACAGCUUUUGCAAUUCAAUUCUGUGGAACGUCUUGGUGCUGGAAUUGCUGGAGUUGAAGACAUCAAAGCACACCCUUUUUUUGCCACCAUUGAUUGGAUCGAAUUAGCUAAGUGAAAAACUGUACAAGUUGUCUAUGCUUAGGCUGCAGAUGUCUAACAGACAAUGCUCUUGGCUUGCUGCCAUCAUGAAGACUUUAGGUGUUUCCAGACCAGGAUGAAUAAAUUGGAAAUUGGAAUCCAAACACCAAAUGAAAUGUUUAAGCUUGAUUGAGCAAAAGAAAGGUGUGGUUUACACUUGUAUGGACUGACUUCAAUUCUUCUUUUGAGCUGGGAUCACGUGCAGCGCUAAUUGUAGGGCAUUACAAGUGGUUGCCAUUGCAUGCCAUGUAUUUCCUUACCCACAUUUCAAAUCAUGGAAAUCUGGAUGGAAAAGUAGCCCUGUGACUGAAGUCAUAUCUAGCUCUGCUGUUAGUGGGGAAUUAUGCAAAUAAGAAUACACACCUUGUAUUUUGUUUCAUUUUAAACCAGUGGUUCUCAACCUGUGGGUUGCGACCCCUUUGGGGGUCGCCUUUCACAGGGGUCACCUAAGACCAUCGGAAAACACAUAUUUCCGAUGGUCUUAGGAACCGAGACAUCACUAUCCGUCUCCACACAGCUUUGAGCUUGGGGCCAUUGCAGUGCCGGAUUCAUUUCCGUCGAGCAUCUCCUAAGGGAGGCUGCACUGCUUCGCAGCCCUUUCCGCAGAGGAGGCUGAACUAAGCGCUGCCAGUGCUGUCAAUCUCUUGGCUCUCUCUCUCUCUCUCUCUCUCCCUCUCCCUCCCUCCCUCCCUCCCUCUCCCUGCCUGGGCGCUUCUCCAACCAGGCUGGGCGGAGCCGGCGGAGCAGCCUUCCUGCCCCCCCUCCCCGGCCAGCUGGAGCCAGGCAGGUCAGAGACCUUCAGAAGUGAGGCAAGGACAGGCAAGGCAUGCUGCGCUCCGGGCGCAGUGGGUGAGUGGGCGGCGUCGGUGCGCGCUUGGAGAGCCCUUAGGGUUGGGGGUCACCACGACAUGAGGAACUGUAUUAAAGGGUCGCGGCAUUAGGAAGGUUGAGAACCACUGUUUUAAAUGAUGAUGAGUUGUGGAAUUUCUGUUGUACAUUCCAAUGUCUAUUAUCUAUGCCAACUGAAUAUAGCCCCCUUUUUAUACUUAGGUAGCCUUGGCAGAGUUGAAUUUAAGUAGACUGGAGAACAGGGAGAAAAAUAACUUAAUAAUAACAUAUGUUAAAUAGAAUAUUAUGGUGCUUCUGCAAAACUUGACAUUUAAUAUGUCUAGUUUGGAGAGGGGUAUGGCAGGAGAAUGAAAGCUAGCAUCAUGCAAUGUAAUUCCAAAAUGGUUAAGUGUCAUAUCUUAAAAUGUAAUCUAGCUAUUGUUAUUUUGUGCUUGUUGGUUGCAAUGCAAUGUUUGUUUUAAAGCACUAAUUUUAACCUCAAGUUUUAAAUCACUGCAAGAUUAAAAAAUCUCUCAUCUAGAUAAUGAUUGUUUUAGUAAUUUAAAUGGACUAAGAAAGUAGAAUGCAGAAAAAAGUAUGGCUGUAUGGGUAUAAGGAAAGCUAGCAUUUAUUGUAUGGAAAUUCAUGCUUUCAUAUAGCUAUUCUUUUUUCUUUUUUCUUUUGCUUACAUGGAAAAUGUUCAAGUUUGCAGAAUUCCAGUUACAUGUACAUCUGUUUUUAUUUGCUCGUGUGAAUUCUGAAAAUGUUUUAUUUUCUCAAUUUUACCAUAACUUUGUUUCUUCAUUUAGAAACAGUAUAUUAUUUUAUGUGUUUUACCAUUGUGAAUCCCUCCUAAGGAGGAGAGUCUACAAACAAUUGCUCUGAGAAAAUUUGGGAGUUUUAUAUUAAAGUGCACUAUCAGAAAGAUUAUUUGGAAACCUUUCACAAGCACUGGUGCUUCACAAUUGGAAUUCCAUUGUAUGUGCCAUGAACAGGCCCAACUGAAAAGGGAUGGGUGAGAUGUCUGCAAGGGAAUGGCUGUGCUUUUCAUGAAUAUUGUUUUUUAAACAGAUUUGCCAAGAAGCUGUUUCAGAAGACUGCUGACUUCUGAUAAAAUUAAAACAAUGGUGAUUUGGCCAUUGGUCCUUAAUCUGUUGAUAAUUUUGUUAAAUGGAAACACAGACUCCAAAAAUUGAGGAUAAGACAACCUAAAGUUAAUAUUUACUUAAAAUAAAGACUCGUUCUUUUAAAAGGUCAAUGUGUUAGUGCAUGUAAAAAUCUUCUGUAAUAACUACUUUAGGAUGGCUCAUUAAGAUAUUAAGCUCUAAAAGCAUAUAUUAAAAUACCAGACAAAUA